This is a messenger RNA of Anopheles merus, 2974 nucleotides long. RefSeq names its product histone deacetylase HDAC1 (gene HDAC1). Bases 282 to 1763 code for a protein of 493 amino acids. The record is from RefSeq and is a predicted model, not a curated record. Lineage: Eukaryota; Metazoa; Arthropoda; Insecta; Diptera; Culicidae. Gene Ontology annotation, molecular function: histone deacetylase activity. The transcript is spliced from 5 exons.
AAUUAAAACUCCAAAGUGUGUGCACGUACCGCGCCGUGUGCUUGCUGUGAGUUGAUGUGUUUCGUUUUAAAAUCCUUUUUUACACGUGGAAAAAGGUACGGUAGGGUAGUAAUUUAAAGUGUAUCCACCAGUUCUACACACAGCCAGUUACCGAUCUUUCGUGUGGCUGUAAAACGAUACCACAACGUCACAGCAACAAUCCCCGCGGACGGACGCACAGCCAAUCGAGUUGACCAAGCCAUCGUUUUCCGUCGAAUAAAAGCGUAGCAACAACAAAAAAGAUGCAGUCACACAGCAAGAAACGCGUCUGCUACUACUACGACAGUGAUAUUGGCAAUUACUACUAUGGCCAGGGACAUCCGAUGAAGCCGCACCGCAUACGUAUGACGCACAAUCUGCUGCUCAACUAUGGCCUGUACCGGAAGAUGGAAAUUUAUCGUCCACACAAGGCGACGGCGGACGAGAUGACAAAGUUCCACUCGGACGAUUACAUCCGGUUCCUACGCUCGAUCCGUCCGGACAACAUGUCCGAGUACAACAAACACAUGCAGCGAUUCAACGUCGGUGAGGAUUGUCCCGUGUUUGAUGGGCUGUACGAGUUCUGCCAGCUGUCGGCGGGCGGAUCGGUCGCGGCCGCGGUCAAGCUAAACAAGCAGGCGUCGGAAAUCUGCAUCAACUGGGGCGGCGGUUUGCAUCACGCGAAAAAGUCGGAAGCGUCCGGGUUCUGCUACGUGAACGACAUCGUGCUCGGCAUACUGGAGCUGCUCAAGUACCACCAGCGCGUGCUGUACAUCGACAUCGACGUGCACCAUGGGGACGGUGUGGAGGAGGCGUUCUACACGACCGAUCGCGUCAUGACGGUCAGCUUCCACAAGUACGGCGAGUACUUCCCCGGCACGGGCGACCUGCGCGACAUUGGGGCCGGCCGGGGCAAGUACUACGCGGUCAACAUUCCGCUGCGGGACGGCAUGGACGACGAGUCGUACGAUUCGAUCUUCGUGCCGAUCAUCUCGAAGGUGAUGGAAACGUUCCAGCCGUCGGCGGUGGUGCUGCAGUGCGGGGCGGACUCGCUGACCGGCGAUCGGCUCGGGUGCUUCAACCUGACCGUCAAGGGGCACGGCAAGUGCGUGGAGUUCGUGAAGAAGUACAACCUGCCGUUCCUGAUGGUGGGCGGGGGCGGCUACACGAUCCGCAACGUGUCCCGCUGCUGGACGUACGAAACGUCGGUCGCGCUCGGGGUGGAGAUUGCGAACGAGCUGCCGUACAACGACUACUUCGAGUACUUCGGGCCCGACUUUAAGCUGCACAUCAGCCCGAGCAACAUGUCGAACCAGAACACGACCGAGUAUCUGGAGAAGAUUAAGAACCGGUUGUUCGAGAAUUUGCGCAUGCUGCCCCACGCGCCGGGCGUGCAGGUGCAGCCGAUCCCGGAGGACGCGAUCAACGACGAGUCGGAGGACGAGGAUAAGGUGGACAAGGACGAGCGGCUGCCGCAGCAGGACAAGGACAAGCGGAUAGUGCCGGACAACGAGUUUUCCGACUCGGAGGACGAGGGCGAAGGGGGCCGAAGGGAUAAUCGCUCGUUCAAGGGUGGCCAGGGGGCAGGGCAGCAGCAGUCCCGCAAGCGACCCCGCAUCGAGAAGGACGGCAAGGCGGAGGAGGUGAAGGACGAGAAGGAGGCGAAAAUGGACACCAGCGGCGACAAGGAGGAAACCAAAACGACUGAGGAACCGGCCAAGAAGGAAACGACGGGCGUUGCAUGAUCCACGCUCUCCUCCUUUCGCAAGCAGCAGCAACCUCCGCCACCGUAAUAACUCAACCGCCGUUCCCGUCUAACACUUUUAUGACUUUCGGCGGUGGUGCAGUGUAGUUGUAAAGUACGGUUUAAGUUAAACGUUUGUUUGUUUUUGUUGCAUUUUUGCACUCGAUGCCCGUACCAGGAAGGUGCGAAAUCCUGUGGAUUCUCAGCACACAUCGUGUUUGCGCGUGAAUGGCGUGAUGGUGGGGAUGUAGUUUAUUUGUUUAACUAAACUUCGGCAUAAUUUUUAACGCGUUUUUUGGAGGGCGAUAAGUGUGAUCGGAUAAGCGAAACAACGGGAAAAGCUUACAAACCAAUACAAAACCAGAAUGGGGAGCAUGAGUGUCGAAUGCAAUUAUACUCUACUGAUCUCAGGAAAGGACGAUAGAAACAGCAGGAAGAAAAAAAACCAUAUGCAACAAACCCUUGUAACAGAUAGAAAAGAAGAAAAAGAAAGCUACAACUCUCCAUUUUUAAGAAACGAUUUUUUUCCCUCCCAAAAUCCCACAAAUCGCAACACAAACAGCAACAAACUAACUCAUUAGAGAAGGUGAAGACGCUACAAAAUGCAAAAAAAAAACAGUUAGAAUUACAUUAGAAUCGGCCGCAGGCAGGGGAAUGCACAGGGUAAAGGAUGGUACAAUUAAUCUCAAUAGCUGGCCGUACGUGAUGCACAGACAAGUUUGGAUUUUUUUUUUACAUUCUUUAAUUGAUAUUCCGUAAUUUAUACAUCAAACCUUGUUUUCGUUAGUUCAUUUUUGCAUUAAAGGAAUAAGCUCUUUUCCUUGCAGCGGAAGAAGAACGCUUUCAAAAUAUCCCGACAAAAGCACGUGGUACAACACAAUUCAAGAUUUAUUUUAAUUCGCUACUCUCAAGGUGACGCUAUUUGACGCUCGUUUGUACUCGCUAUCCUCCAAAUUGUACAAUAGGAUAAUGCACGAGAAGAAAGUAACGAAACUUGGAAACAUAUUUAAACUACAAACCAACAAACGGAAGAGACAGGGGGCGGGAGCAAAAGAAGGAAGAUUCGCAUUGCGAAGAAUCCGCGUAUCAUAUACUAUAUGGUAAGGCCCAGGAGGGCAGGGGGCUGGCAGUCAGUGUAAGCCUGCCACACAUCAACUAAAGGAAUUUGAGCACAGGGUUCCGACACGAAUUAAAAAAAACCCGAUAACGAUA